Molecule: messenger RNA, 5230 nt
Organism: Epinephelus fuscoguttatus (brown-marbled grouper)
Lineage: Eukaryota; Metazoa; Chordata; Actinopteri; Perciformes; Serranidae
Exons: 3
Coding region: 101-1036 (311 amino acids)
Source: RefSeq, a predicted model, not a curated record
CCAGCCUGUCAGACACACACAGGCAGUGCUGUGUACUUGAAUCUCUUUCACAGGGAUUGUUCUUAGUCAGAUCUCUUUCUAUUGAGAAAUUUACAUCAACAUGGGGAACACACACUGGCGUGCUGAGGACGCAGCCCACAUUGCCUCUAUUGCUCGAGACAUCUGCCCUUUUCCGAGCUACAGCCCCAGUCCUCUUUUCACAGACAUGCUCUCCAUCAACUCAUCCUUUCACCUGAGGAGUCACUACACGGCAGUGCAGUCCUCCCUGACCCCCGUGCAGCUGGAGGACUUCACCCAGAACCUGAGGACCACUUUUGGCAGGGAGGGCAAAGUCACUCUCGGUGGGGUGGGGGUAGUGGCCUUGUCCCUGGCUGUGCUGUUUGACACCCUUGCCAGACAGGCCAGAGGAGAGUGGGUGCCAGACUCAGGGCCGAUUCCUGGUUUAUUUGUCAAAGACCCAAGAGGCUACUACCCACCGUACAUCUACACGGCCAGUGAGUACCUGAGGCUGGUGCCCCACAUUGCAAACAACCCCACCAGGAUGAUGAAGGAGACAGAGAGGUACCUCCGGCGGUUAAAAGCUGAUGACCAAUCUUUGGACAAACUGGGAGAAAACCACACAUUACAGCUAAAUGAAGACAUCACAGCACUCAAUGUGAUUCUGGGACGCGCUUUUGCAUUCAGUUUGAAGCUUCACCUCCUCCGAUUCAAAAACAUCACAAAUGAUGAAUUUCUUUUCGAUGAGAGAAUAUUACCAGAUGAUAUGAUCUUUAAUCUGAACUGUGACCCAGAGGCUGCUGACAAAGAAUUUUUGGCUGAAGUGCAAAAAUCUGACAACCACACCCAAGAAGCUUUUAAAAGAUGCAAGCCAGACAGUGAUAUACCAACUACAUGGCUGCAGCAUUUUGCCCAUCUAGUAUGGCUAGAUGCCAUCUACGUCCCCUUGUAUGGAAACACACAUAAAUAUGCUUCAUUGAUUGCACAAAGAGAAGAUUUUGACCUGAAGGCCGAUGCACUCAGAAAAUGGGUUGAGUAGCGUACUGCCCAAGACAGCUGAGAAGAAAAGGGGGUGGCUGUCAGCUGGGACACUUUUUCAUCAACACAAAAAAUAACCUUCCAUUACUUGGACAGUAAUAAAAGCAGGUCUCUAAAAAGAUGCAGGUGUGUGAUUACAAUUUAUCAGUUUUUUUGAGCCCAAAUGUUAAGGGCAUGAUUUUGUUAAAUGUACAAGGAGUGCAUUUUUCUAAAAAUCCGCAUUGAUUUAGACAUCUAAAUAUAUAAUAUUGAAAAGAAAAACAGUGCAAUCUACUUUUGAACACCAUUCAUUUCAGUGGCACUUAUUAGCUCAAUGUGACAACCAUAGGCUACAUGUAGCAUAUAGGUUUAUGUAGGCUAUUUAGAUUGUUUCAUUUUGCAAUAACAAAAGGUCUAUGAAAGAAAAAAGUUAAAUUGUUGAACUCUACACACUGAAAAUAUGCUUAAGGGUUGAAGUGAAUGCCAAUAUGGCGUUCAUGCAUUUAUAAACAUGACCAAAUCAGGGACUAAUUUUGUUACAAAGUUGCAUAAUUGCUUAGAGUUGGUUCAUGUUCUUAUGGCAGCAUUUACAGGCAGACCAGAUAAAAUGCCUUGCGCAAGAACGCUGCUCUUGAUUGGUCAGAAUUUCCAUGUGGGAAAAAUCCAGGAAGUGAAGAAAACACUGACAAAGAGUACACUUGCAAGAUAAAUUUGACACUUUCUAAUGUCACAUUGGAGAGAUAACUACAGGGUUUUUCAGCACUGGUCAUCAUGUGUCAUAUUGCUUGCAUUGUUCUCUUUAGGUAAACCAUACAGUUUGAAAACAAGACAUGGCUCCAACUAGAAAAAAAUGUUUUGAUGCAUUGGAUGCGCCAAAUAUGCAUAUUAAGGCAGUACAGGAGGAGGCGCACACUAAUAAUCCUCGGGGACUGUAACAUGCUCAUGCUUGUUUAACCCAAACAAUAUGUAAUGCGACUGCAGUCGGUUCGAACUGAGGUUGGGAAACAGUCUCACCACAAAUUAACUGCUGCACCACUUCUUAAAGAAGGUCUCGGUUCAGUUGUUUUUGUGCGCACUCGAGUGCAAUUGUUGUGUUCACACCUGCCCAAAUGAACCACACUUAGGGGGCAAACAAACUUGAGUCGGUUUGUACCAAACCAAACACGGCAGGUGUGAAAGCACCCUCAAACUCUUAAUAGGCUAAACAUACCAUAAAACAGAGACUAUGGGUUAUAACCUAAAGCAAGUGCAUUAAAAACAUUUCAUUUAUAUUAACUGUCUUAGCAGUCUAAAUCCCAGGCUAAACAUGACUCAAAGCAUAACAUGGGCAACAGGAUAAACCAAGUGAAUUAGAUUAUUCAAUAAUGAAAAGCCUCUGUCUUGUUUUUGUCUAGGUUUUGUUGAUUUGUAACAAGGAAGGAACUAUAAAUAAUACCGUCAACCACCUACAGGUAACUAUCCCAACCAUCCCAGGGAGAACAGACACAAUUUGGACUCCUGUGCUAACUACCAACAAAAAUUCAGACAGCUAACGCUAGCAUCAUCUAAUAGACUAGAAAUUCAGCUUUGCAAUUGUAUGUUUUUGGUAUGUGGGAUAACUACAUUUUUUUAUGGUAGAAGAAAAAUAAAACAAAUAAAAAAAUUACUUACAUGCUGUAGUUUUCAAAACUGUGACUAAAAUGUGAGGAAAAGUCAUAAAGUCUCCACUUUGAGGUUGAAAGUGAAGAGAGUGUGGCUGAGUAUAAGCAUUAUGAAUGGCAUAGGCAUCGUUUGGUUUUUCUGACUUGCUAUAAAGGCGCUAACCCAAUUGACCCCCUGUCCCAAUUGACCCCAGUCUCCCCUAAGUAAAGUGGAACAUCAAACCAGUGGAAUACAUAAAGCCAGAUUAGCUAUUGAUAAAUGUGUAUGGACAUAAUGCAGGAUAGCAUGGGACAAAGGAGUUGUGAUAUAUUUUGACAUCUGAUAUAGUUUUUCUCUUUUUCUUUGUUAAUCUGCUUGUUUGUUUGACAUUUGCGACCAUUUUGUUCUAUGUGCAUUCAAACAGGAAAUAAAGGAAAUGUACAAAAAAAUGAAUCAACAUAGUUCCCAAAAUGUUGAACUUUAAAAAAUAUUCAUAGUGUUGUUAUUUUAGUUGAACCUAAAGUUAAUACAAACUCAAUCAGGUGAGUUCAGGGACCUUCCAGUCAUAUAACCUGCAGUUAUUCUACAAGUAAACUACCAUUAUGUUUGUUAGGCUUAAUCACAGGCCCCUAUCUAUCACUGUUGGGUAAGACUUAUUGACUUAUUAAGGUUGUGCAUACAGUCGCUGCACCUUUACUCUUUCCUGGCAAACAUUAGAUCAGAUGGUGAAGUUGUGCACAAAAACUGAUCAAGAUCAAGUAAAAAACAGUUUACCGUAACCCAAGUGCAAACAUCUCUGGAAAACAGAUAUGCAUAUGUGUCAGUGUCUUCCUCCGUAGACUUUUGGGUUUUGCUCUGUUUUUGGUUGUGAAAUGUUUAAAAGGCACAUUUCACUUCCCACACUUUUUGUCUUUUCCAGGUCCAAUAAUGGUCCAUCUGGCAGAGACUUUAAAGCCCUUAAAAUACUUCUUAGAUUAGCACUGUGGAAUACAUGUAUGGGACUUUUGUUUUUCAUUUUUUAUGACCAUGAUAUGCAAAUACUUGUGCAAUGUUUACCAUGUUUACCAUCUUAGUUUAGCAUAUCAGUAGCUGAGGCUGAUAGGAGUGUGAAAUUUGAAAGUAUUAAGUCAAAACCAAAGUAUUGGUUAAAUAUACAUUUUUUUCCAAUUCAGUGAUUACCAUCUGCACACCUUAUUUGACAUAUGUGUCUGUUGGUGAUCUCUAACCUACUUUAUCUGUCUGCUGGACGUUUUUUUUCUUCUUCUUUUGUAAUUUUCAGCCAGGCAGUCAGUGUGUCACUGUGCAUGUAAGUGUGCUUUGGCAAGAUGAGGAACUGAUCAAACAUGAGUGCAAGAGACAGGCACAGAGAGUCCCAUAUUAGAGGAAGCCGCUAAAUAAUAAUUAAUUACAGUUUGGAUGUCAUGAUCCCUCCCUGACUUUAUAAAUGGUGUCCAGGGCCAGCCUGUCAGACACACACAGGCACUGCUGUGUAGAUGAAUCUUUCUUGCAGCGACCGAUCUUUGUCAAAUCAACUGACAAAUUCACAUCAGGAUGGGGAACAUGCAAUGCCCUGCUCAGGACGCAGCCCUCCUGGCCUCUGUUGCUCGAGACAUCUGCCCUUUUCCAAACUACAGCCCCAGUCCUCUUUUUGCAGACUUGCUCUCCAGCAACUCAUCUUCUCACCUGAGGAACCACUACACAGCAGUGCAGUCCUCCCUGACCCCCGUGCAGCUGGAGGACUUCACCCAGAACCUGAGGACCACUUUUGGCAGGGGGGGCAAAGUCACUCUCGGUGGGGUAGGGGUAGUGGCCUUGUCCCUGGCUGUGUUGUUUGACACUCUUGCUAGACAGGCCAGAGGAGAGUGGGUGCCAGACUCAGGGCCUAUUCCUGGUUUAUUUGUCAAAGACCUGAGAGGGUACUACCCACCACAUGUCUACACAGUCAGUGAGUACCUGAGGCUCGUACCCCACAUUGCGAACAACCCCACCAGGAUGAGAAAGGAGACAGAGAGGUACUUCAGGCAACUCAUGAUUGAUGAACGAACUGUGAACAGAGAUCCAUACCUUACCAACGAUGCCAUCUUAGGGGUCAACGAGUUGUUUGGGAAUUUAUUUGAAAACAGUUUGCACGUUCACCUCCUCCGUAUUACCAACUCUACAGUUGUAGAUAAUAUAAUGAAGUCUGUUAGAAACACUGAAAUAAGAGGUAAUGCAACUCAUGUCAGCAAAUCCAGAAAGAGACGUUUGCCUCCCCCUGAAAACUCAGUUAUCUUCAACCUCAACUGUGAUCCAGAUGCAGCUAGCAAAGUUUUUUUGGCUGAAGUGAACAAAACAAACGACGUGCAAGAGGCUUAUAAACGAUGUCUACCUUCCAACAUACCAAAGACAUGGUUGCAUUUCAUUGCCAGGCUAGUCUGGCUAGAUGUAAUCAACAACCCCAUGUUUGACAUAAAUAGUUUAAAGGAAUCACUGGUAGGUCAAAAAGAAGAAGAUUUUGACCUAAAGGCCAAUGCACUCAGAAAAUGGGCAGAGUAGUUCACUGGUCAACUGUCCAAAUGCAGAUGAAAAAAUGAAAUAAAAGUUUAUCACACUGUAA